CGAACAACUUGCAACCGGCACAUGUGGCUGUUGUACCCUGCGCUGCGACUGCCACUGGGGCGUUAAGCGACUUUACACUUCGGGGACCGCCAGACGAUUCCUCAACUUGGUACGAUUACGUUGUUAUUCAUCGACCGUCGAGUCGCUACUGGUGUGAAGUGCCGCAUCGCAACAAGCUCUUCAGCCGUAACUGUCGGCCACUCACGCAUUUUCAGUGGGCCCGGUGAGAGCCCAGCUUACCAUGCCACCUCGGCGUUCGCAGACCACACCUUUGGCGAACAGCAGCAACCUCAAUGAUGCCCUUGGCUAUCUCGAGUCUGUUAGGGCCGCACUCCACCAAGAGCCGAAGACUUAUAGCCGAUUCGCCAUAAUCAUGAUGGAAUUCAAAAGCAAACGCAUGCCAGUGUCUGAGGUCAUGCAGCAAGUUGCUGAUCUGUUCCGCGAUCAGCGGGCCCUCGUCGAAGGAUUCAACAUUUUUCUCCCUGAGGGCUAUCACAUCAACUAUGCUCCAGGCGCUUCCAUACCUACCAUUACAGCGCCUCAGAGCAAGCCCACUGGUUGUCAUCCUCGUUCUAUGUCGCUGCCUGCUGAUCGUGGUUUGAACCCGGCACUUGAAUUUGUUCAACGAGUGCGAACUCGGUACGCGCGGCAGCCGCAUAAACACGAGCAAUUCAUGAAGCUGUUGUAUAACAAGUCCCAGAACGAACGACAGGGAGCACAGCAAGCUAUCGAGAAUGAUCUGGUCCAUCGCAUGCAACAGCUUUUGAGCGACGCACCAGACUUGGUGCAGGAGUUCCAGAGGCUAUCGAUGGAGCUCAAUCCUCCACUGGGUAGCCCUGUUGUCGUCCUUCCAUCAGCAGUUUCAACAGCUACAUCGGACGCUACUACUUUCUCGCACGCGGCUUCCGGCAGUGAAGCAGCAGUGAUGGUGCCACAGAAGAGGAGGAUUGCUGGAGAUGAAGAUAGCUGCGGGCAUUUUGGACCUCUCCCCAAGAAGGUAACGAGAAGAAAGCUGCAGGACUCGUCCUCUUCAGAUGAACCCGCAGGUUCUUCAAAUCGCCCCACGAGAUCCGGGACCCCACAAGCGCCCAAGAUUGAAUCCGCAUUGACUCUAAUCAAACAAUCACCGAAUUCUGCAGGCACUGACGGCCAGCGAUUCUUUGACAGAGUGAAACAUGCCCUCGACCAUCGCGAAACUUACAACGAGUUCUUGAAGCUCAUCAACUUGUUCAAUCAGGAUUUGAUUGACACAGCGCGACUCAUACGAGAAAGUCGUUCAUUCCUUGGGGAGGGUGAGCUGAUGGCGCAGUUCAGAGGCUUUGUGGGGUGGGACGAGUCGACGGAGGAUGCGGUCUCGAUAGAGCACGUGUGGCUGAAACCGAGAGCUGCCCUGGAUCGACCGAGUACGAAUCAGCUUAAUAUCCGCUAUGGGAGCUAUCGCAGGUUGCCUGAUGACGAGAUCAACGUCACAUGCUCGGGACGCGAUGAACUUGCAAAGUCAGUCUUGAAUGACGAGUGGGUAUCCCAGCCCACGUAUGCGAGCGAGGAUACGUUCUUUCAGGCUCACAAGAAAAAUAUCUACGAAGAGGCGCUCCAUAGGACCGAAGAGGAGCGUCAUGAGUAUGACUUCUACCUCGAGGGUCUCCAUCGCACCAUCAAGGUCCUGGAGUCAAUCGACCUUCAGAUAUCGCAAAUGAACGAGACGCAGCUUGCCUCAUUCACAUUGGGGCCCAAUCUUGGCGGCAAAGGGAAGGGCAUACACGUCCGUGUGCUCAAAAAGAUCUACGGACGUGAGACUGGUCUCGAGGUCUGGCAAGAAAUUCAUGAUGACCCGAUACACGCAAUUCCUGUCGUGCUCUCACGACUGAGAAGUAGAGUGGAUGUGUGGAAGCAGGCGUUUGGCGAGUGGGAUAAGAUCUGGCGGGAGCUUGAUGCACGCAACUUCUACAAAUCCUUGGACCAUCAGGCCAUCGAAUGGAGGGCGACUGAGAAAAAGAAUCUCACUGCACGAGCGUUCGUUACUCAGGUCGAAGCGGCCAGAGACGAACAGAUGGCUAAACGUGCAUCUCUGAUCGAUCCCCUCUUCUCACGAACGAGGCCUCGAUAUCAACUAGAAUUCAAUGUCGAAGACAUGACGGUGAUGCAGGAUGCCUUGUCUCUAACGAUGUCAUCGAUAGACACCUUGCAAGGACAUAUCACCGCAGUAGAAAGGAGAGAGAUCGAGAUGUUCCUGCGGACGUUCAUACCGGUGUUCUUCGUGCAAGACACAGAGUCUUUUGACAAACCUUUCUCUGAUCGCGAUCAGUCCGCGGGCUGCGAUGUCGAGUCAGUUUCUUCCUCUACGUCGGCGGCUGUCGCGAGCACCUCGAGAGUCGGGCGCGGCGGUCGAAGAGGAGGGGCGAACGGGACAUCGGGCGCAUUGCGGAAAACACUCCUCAAGAACGAACAGGCGAAGACCAGCCGCAGGGGUCGUGGACGCAAGGUAGCUUCCGCGGCGGGUUCGAGAUUGCCUUCACCGACGAGCUCGGACGUGCCAGAUAUUGACGUGGAAGCAAGUGGCUCGUCCGCGCCGAUCUUGUUUAAUAUUACGUUUACAAAGGCCAACUCUCGCCGUCGGUAUAGCUUCUUCACGAAUACCACGUUUUAUGUAAUCAUCCGCCUUCUCGAGCUCCUCUAUUCUCGAUUGCGUAAAUUCAAGGAUUUAUCUGUCAAGCUUGUUAAGCAACCUCUUACUCGGCGUCAACGCAAUGCACUCCCAUUUUCCCUGCGCGAUCCGGAUAAGGAGGAGGACGACCUAGAUGUUGUCGCUGCCAAAUUCUACAACCUGCUUCUCGAGUCUUGCCGAAGUUUCAUCUCGGGCGAUCUGGAGCAGCACGCAUUUGAGGACAGGAUACGCUCGGUCUUUGGAGUGAUGGACGCAUAUCAACUAUUCACUGUUGAUAGAGUGACUGCAGCUAUUAUUAGACAGGUUCAGGCAGCGACCAUGGACUCGAAGAGUCGCGAACUAUUCGAGUUCCUCAAGCGAGAGCGCGAGAUUGCAGCACCUACCACACAGGAUCAGAUAAACUGGCGACGUAAUGCGGAGCGUGUUCUUGGUCCUGACGAGAACCUGUUUCGGAUUGACUGGUUGCCCGAGAGCAGGACAAUCACGGUACAAUUGUUCGGCAAAGAUGACUCCAGCUUUGAUGACUCGGAAGUACUUACUGGACGCUGGCAAGCCUACAUUGCAUCGUUCGUCUCGGAGGGACCUACCCAAGGAAUCCCCACUUUACCUGCUUCAAGGCGACCAUUCUUGCGCCGAGUACUUUCGAUGCAUAGACCAGAGGAGGGACAGCCCGAUGUAUAUGCUUAUGGUCGUCUUCAGAUUAAGGUAUGCGUGCGUACGUAUCGCCUCUUCUACGUCCCACAUUCGGAGGAAUCCCUUUGGCGCUCAAGGAGCAAGCGAGACCACGAGAAAUUUGCAGAGGCAUUGAGGAACAAAAAGGCGAAGAGAGAAUUGUGGCUGGAGAAAUUUACCACCACCUCUCAACUUCCGUCCGUGCCUGAAAAUCCGACCGGAUCUUCCACCAACGCCAAUGACAGCCCCGACAUGCCUUUGGCUGAUGAGGCAGUCAUGGACGAUAUCCCCGAGAGCGAAGAAAAUAAUUGCCACGAAACGGCCGUGCCAAUGCUCUUAUUACGUACACAUGGACCGCUUGAGCAAAUCGAUUGCCAGUCUGAACCUGUCCUCAACGACAAUCAAGUGUCACGUUCUGAAUGCGGGGACAUCGAUGUCAAGCCUUUAGCAUUGCAGCGCGCAUCAUCGGCUGCAUUGACAAUCGGUGCUAGUCAGCUCUCGGCCAAGGAAGGGUCAUCUCGCCUUAUGUUGACCGCGGUGAUUGAGGAAUCAGAUUAACUGAGAAACGGCUUGUAGGCGGUUCAGAU
Molecule: messenger RNA, 3924 nt
Organism: Laetiporus sulphureus 93-53
Lineage: Eukaryota; Fungi; Basidiomycota; Agaricomycetes; Polyporales; Laetiporaceae
Exons: 14
Coding region: 242-3895 (1217 amino acids)
Biological process (GO): negative regulation of transcription by RNA polymerase II
Cellular component (GO): Sin3-type complex; chromatin
Molecular function (GO): transcription corepressor activity
Source: RefSeq, a predicted model, not a curated record